Molecule: messenger RNA, 1482 nt
Organism: Lactuca virosa
Lineage: Eukaryota; Viridiplantae; Streptophyta; Magnoliopsida; Asterales; Asteraceae
Source: the annotation of a GenBank genome assembly
CCCCUGGACAUUUAAAUAGGCAAAAGAAAUCCUAAAACCCCCAAUUCAAAACCCUAGAAUUUUGUUUUGAAUUAGAAUCCCAAUUCUCAUUUCCUCAAGAAAUCGAACUUUGCGCUAUGUCCAAACGGCAUAGGCAUUCGGAAAUCAAAGAAGAACAAGAUAUCAUAAGCAAAUUGCCAGACGCACUACUCACACACAUCCUCUCAUUUCUCCCAGAAGCUGAUGCGAAUCGGACACGCAUUUUGUCGAACAGGUGGAAGGACAUCUGGGCGUUUCUCCCAAAUCUCCGUUUCGUUAUGCCCAUUUGUUGGUCAGCUGAAGAAGUGAAGAAAUUUCACGAUUCAGUUGAUCAAGUCAUUGCUGUUCGUGGUGUUAUGCACACUAAUAGGUUCUAUCUUUACUGUUCAAAGAACUGCGAUUACAAUCGUGUUUAUGAGUGGCUUUGUGCUGUUGUUAAAUUUAAGGUUCAAGAAAUUGAACUUAGGUUUCCCGCUGAUAGAUUUAGGGUUAAGUUCUGUUGGAAUUUGUUUAGGAGUUGCAAUGCACUCGUUGGGUUAACUUUGAGAGGAGAGUUCGUUUUAGAUGUGCCUGAAGAUGAGUUGCUUUUUCCUUGUCUGAAGAAAAUCAAUCUGGUAUCCAUUGUUUAUUCGGGUGAUCAAUCGCUAACAAAUCUGAUUUCAGGGUGUCCUGUUUUAGAAGAAUUGUUUGUGGAGAGACAGGUAAUCGGUUCCUCAGACAAUUUGGAGGUUUUUAAGGUCUCAUCGCCUUCUUUAAAGAGAUUAAGGAUAUCAUUUUCACUGUGUGUUCAUGGGGAUUAUAAGGCUGUCAUUGAUGCUCCUAACCUAGAAUACAUGUACAUUGUGGAUGUAAUGUCAGCACACUACACUUUUCCGAAUCCGUUGAUGUCUCUUGUAGAAGUUUACAUGAAGACCCCAGCCUUUCGCAAUACUGAAUAUCUUCUUCCAACCCUAUCAUCGGUCAAAUUAUUGACCUUGACCGAUUCAACAUUAAUGGCUCUCCACAAUGGGGAUGCUGUAGCCAUAGGCAGAUUCGAUAACUUGGUCAAACUUGUGAUUGAGCAUAUUACCUUUAUGGAUGGACUUGUACCUUUUCCGCGUGAACAACAUACAUUUAACAUGAACUGGGACCCACUAUUAGAUCCUCCAGAUUGUUUGCGGCAUAAAAUGAAGGAAAUCAAAAUACUCAACAAAGAAGCUAUCACACAAGAAGAGCUCCCUUUGACCAGGUACAAAACUGAGAACUAAUAAAGACAAGCAAAUGAUGAUGAUGACAUAGCAAGUGUUUGAUAAUCUCAUGUUGAUCUCAAUACUUUAAGAAGAUGAUCAUUUUACGGAAGGUAUUAAUUGUAUUUAUGGGAGAUUUUGUUGAGUGGUUGGCAUGUAAAUAUAUAGUUUAGAAAUGUAAAUGUUUGUAAUAGUCUUUAAUUACAAGUGUAAAACAUGUUGGAUUCUUUUGGGAAUG